CAUUUCUGCCUGCGUCUCUCUGCUCCGACCACUGAGCCAGUAGUCUUCUACUUCAAUCCAACCCCAUUAUCAAUUUGCCGGGCAGAUCAUCCUUCUUCCCUUCAAGGAACAUCUACCGAGCAUGAUCCCACCUUAAGAUCCGCCAGCAAUGGCACCUUACACUCCCAAGCCGGUCAAGCCCCAGAGACCCAUCUCCUAUCACCCCUCUUCCCUAUCUACCCUCCUCCUCGCAUUCUCGAUCUUUUCUCUCAUCAUUGGAAUCUUCGGGAUCUCCUUCUCUCUCUACGCCCUCCGUCGGCCCCAGCCAGCCCCCAUUUUCCGCUGCCGGUCCCGGGACUCGCUGAGGGAGUUCGUUGCGUUGUCGGGUGCCAGGAAGCUGGGUGGCGCCGGGGAGCUAGACUAUCACCGGCCUAAGAGGGUUCUCGGGUUCGUGGGGAUUCAGACCACUUUCGGGUCGGGUGACCGGAGGGAUGCCCUGCGGAGCACUUGGCUGGCUUCUGACCCCGAUGGACUCCUGAGGUUAGAGCAAGCUACUGGUUUAGCAUUUCGGUUCGUGAUUGGCCGAUCAAAAGAUGCGCAUAAGAUGGCCAUGCUUAAGAAGGAGGUGGAGAAGUACAGAGAUUUCAUGCUUAUUGAUGUUGAUGAAGAAUACUCAAACCUCCCAUACAAAACGCUUGCUUACUUAAAGGCAGCUUACGAACUAUUCGAAGCAGAUUAUUAUGUCAAAGCUGAUGAUGAUAUAUAUCUACGUCCAGAUCGUCUUGCGACUCUGUUAGCAAAGGAGAGAACACAUUCACGAACUUAUAUUGGAUGCAUGAAGAAAGGGCCAGUGGUCACUGAUCCCAAAAUGAAAUGGUAUGAACCUUCAGGACAUCUGGUUGGAAAUGAGUAUUUCUGGCAUGCAUAUGGUCCUAUCUACAUUUUGUCGGCUGAUUUAGUGGCUUCGAUAGCUGCCACCAAAAACGACAGUUUAAGAAUGUUUAACCACGAGGAUGUGACUAUUGGUUCAUGGAUGCUUGCAAUGAAUGUCCAUCACGAAGACAACAGAGCAAUGUGUGAUCCUCAGUGCACUGCUACAUCCAUUGCAGUAUGGGACAUCCCAAAAUGUUCGGGUUUGUGCCACCCGGUUAGUAAGCUCAAGCAGCUUCAUCAGAUCAAUAUGUGCUCCAAAAGCCCUACAUUACCCCCAGAAGAUGACGAGUAGUAUCUGAUCUGUGUGGAAUUGGUCUUUCCGCGAGAACGGAUUUUCUAACUGAGCAUCUCUCAAUUAACACGUAAAAUGGUGAAACGGACAUGACUCCAAGAUACAGAGCAGCUUCGUAUAGGAGAUUCUCUGGGGCUUAGAGCGCCGGGAACUCGAAGAUAGGUUAUACGUUCCGGAUUCAUGUAGUUGUAAUGAUUAAUUUUAGGUGCUGCGUGGAUGAUACUUGUACGGUAUACAUGACUGAUACGGGGUGAUUUUAUGGUGAUACCCCUUGAAAAUGAAAUCGAAGGUUAUAUCCUCUUGGUUUUGGGU
Messenger RNA from Punica granatum (pomegranate), 1516 nucleotides. The record is from RefSeq and is a predicted model, not a curated record. NCBI's taxonomy places the organism in Eukaryota, Viridiplantae, Streptophyta, Magnoliopsida, Myrtales, Lythraceae.